AUCGGAUCCUCCCGUCGCGCCCGCUUCGAGAACCGGUUCGCCUCUCGCACCACAAGACGAAGAAGGGCACGAGAGCCUUCGCCCUACGUUUAGGCGCCGUGAGGACUCCGCUUCCGCUUCCGCCCUCGCUUCUCGGCACGGUAAUCAACACGAGUACGUAAACACCGGAGAAGACGACGACUCCCCGGCUCCAGGAUGGCCGGCGUCACCGACGAGUGCAACAAAACGUACGCCAGGAUGGCCACGCGUUUAUGCGGCGGCGUCCUGCUAACGAAUCAACGACAAAAUCGCAUCUCGGCCGUAACAUCUGAUGUGCAUAUAAAUGUAUGUAUAUAGAUUCAUGCAAGGAGUCGGUGGGUUUGAAAUCCUGUUUCGGUCCGUCAUGAUUCGGCAGCUCGCUUGUACUUCUCCCAUGUCAUGUGUCCGCUUGGGCAUGGUGUUCUGGCAAAGCCGUAUGUACUUUUGUCUUGCUUCCCUCUGUCGAUGGAGGCUAAUCAUCACAAUCUUUCAUGGAACUUACAGCCUAAGUUUCAUGGUUCAGAAACGAUAUCCAAAGAUUUCUCACUCCCCACUUGUUGGUGUAAACAACUUCAAGCCGUGGUCUCGGGGCCGUCGCGGCUUGGUUCGGAUCCCGAUGAUAGGGGAUCUCCCUGGGACGUUUCUCGAGAUUGCUGAGGCGACCGAUUGCGUCGGUCCGAUUGGGACGGGGUCAUCAUUUUCAUCGAGGGAGGAUUCCUCGCCUGCGCGUUUAGUGAACGACCUCCGACUUCGUACCUGCACAAAGGUCGGGUCGGGGAGCUCGACCCGACCCAUUCGACGAUCAAGUUAGUAGAUAGUCGCAGAGGGUUUCUUUAGCUGAGUUGUGUCUUCUUUUCUUCUUCUCCCUUUUUCCCCUCGGAGCGCGAGGGUUUUUAUUAGUGAGAAUUACCGUUGCUUGAUUGCUGGCCCGCAAGGAGCAGGACCAUACUUCUGGUAGCGUCUGACAUUACCGUUGGUGUGGCGUGGGGGAUCGAGCCUGAGCAGAGUGUUAAUGUGCCUUGGUAGACGUUCCGGUCUGCUUUGACCAGGUGCCUCAUCAGAUCAACAGAAGCGUAAGGCAUCAUCUAGGACAACUGAUGUCACGUGAGUCUUAUCGUAAUUAUUACUCUCAUCACCACUGUUGUUCUUACUGAGCAUUAGAUUCUUUCCAACCCCAACCUAAAUUUUGUCUGUACCGCUGAAAAUUCUCCGACUCGCAAGGCUCUUCCGCGUCCUCUUCACGUUAGAUCGGCUAUCAAAUCCGCCAUGGCCAAGUGUUGGAGAAAGAACAUGAUUGGAACAGUCAACUCCGGUGCAUGUGAUGUAGGGUCUCCAAACAUGCUAAAAAUCUGUAUUCAAACGACCGAACUCCCACUUCUUUAUUCGAGCUUCGAUGCGUAUGAAGAAAACCCUGAGCUUUGCUCGGGACAUACGAGCAGACACCUGUGUUUGAGCUGGCUUCAUCUUUAUAUAAGCGCAGAAGCCGCUCCGUCAAAGCCUACACGAUGUGUUGCGUUGGUUGGCUGCUGAACGAGGAGGAUAUGGCUGAAACGAAGACGGAGAGGGAGGCCGAGUCGCCCAUGACUAGCAGAGGCCUGUCGAGGUGCCCCAGGAUUAUGGUGGAGAAGAGCCUCAGGGCCGCGGAAGCCGUCGAGCAAGCUCGGGACGACGACAACGGAGUUGUCCGCGUCAAGAUCGUCGUCACCAAGAGGCAACUGAGGCAGAUGGUGGCGUCGAUGGGCCAAGGCCCGUGCAACGCCGCCGGUCCCCAGGCCGCAACGGCGGCGGCGUCGGCGUCGAACCUGGAGCUGCUGCUGCACGUCCUCCGUCGACGGCAUAUGAAGCGAGCCGAGACGGGGAAGGGGAAGCGGCACGGAGGCGGGCGGUGGCGGCCGGCGCUCAAGAGCAUUCCUGAGGACAUCAUUCAAGACUAAUGGAAAGCCCUUCCUCGUCUUAUUCGUGAGCUUGUUCUAUACAUGUAUAGCUGUUUGAUUUCUGCUGCUUGCUUUAGCUUUACGGCCCAGCGGCGGCCAUUCUGACCAUUGCUGUUGCGCGUUUACUUCAUGUAAAAGAAGAUUACAAGCAAGUUUUGAAUAUUUUACUAAUACAUCAUAAAGAAAGAAAGAAAGAAAGAAAGAACAUAAAAGGAUCAUUGGAUCGGGAGGAACAUAACGAGUGAGUACAUAAGACACACAAGAAAUAUCGCGGAUGGAUGUCUGAUAGAGUUGACCGUCAACAGGAAGGGGACAGCUUGCAGACGGCGGAGGUGAGAUGCGAGAGAGUGCCGAAUGGGGAGAAAUUCUUUGGCGGAUCCAUCACAUCGAUUAUCGGAUCCUUUCAAUCAAAAUAUAGAAAGUCAACCAUCUCUGAUCUUUUCUUUUGAAUUUUUCAAGGUUUUUGGACUUUAUUAAAUUCAGAGAAAUUUGUUUUUUUUUAAUUAUUAUUUUUUAU
Messenger RNA from Musa acuminata AAA Group (dessert banana), 2469 nucleotides. RefSeq lists its product as uncharacterized. Lineage: Eukaryota; Viridiplantae; Streptophyta; Magnoliopsida; Zingiberales; Musaceae. The transcript has 2 exons. The coding region runs from base 1524 to 1952 and encodes 142 amino acids. The record is from RefSeq and is a predicted model, not a curated record.